Messenger RNA from Homalodisca vitripennis (glassy-winged sharpshooter), 11618 nucleotides. RefSeq names its product cubilin-like. Gene Ontology annotation, molecular function: calcium ion binding. Bases 133 to 11541 code for a protein of 3802 amino acids. The record is from RefSeq and is a predicted model, not a curated record. Lineage: Eukaryota; Metazoa; Arthropoda; Insecta; Hemiptera; Cicadellidae. The transcript is spliced from 68 exons.
GCCUUUCUCAUAUUUGCAGUUCUGCCUGUCAUCAUACUUUAGCCAGUGCUUCACGCAUUAACAUUAUUGGCACAGUUACUGAACAAACCGUGAUUGCCUUACUGAUAAAAGAAGCUUUGCACAACUGGCACCAUGGGGUAUCUGCCAUGGCUGCUAGGUCUUCUUGUCUGGCUCACGGUCACCAGUGCCCACGACCCCUACUCUACUCUACCCAAACUGAUCACAGAACGAGGUAACCUGAUCAUCACUCCAGGGCUGGAUCGCAACAUCACUUUUCGCACAUAUGGCACAAGCUAUGUCAACAUCGAUGAUCACAACUUGCUCCACAUUGCACAAACGGCAAAGACUGCAGCUGAUCAAGUGGUCAGGUUCCAGCAGGGUUUGGAGCGAAACAUCUUGGGACGUCUAGACUCACUAAAUCGUCUGGUGUCGGGUCGACGUGGUCUCGUGUCCAAGAUGACUAACCUGGAACGGAUGAUAAAUUCUGGCAAUUUUUCUACAGGCCCAGGUUCCCCAACUCCCUCACAAGGACUGGUUCCUGGUCCUGGCAGACCUCCCUUUGCAGUUCGAUUAAACAGGCUUACAGUGAGGAUACGACGAGUUGAGAUUCAACUGCGCAGAUUGCAGAAUCUACUGUCUAUUGAUGAAUGUCUAAGUAACCCUUGCAGAAAUGGAGGAACCUGCCAAGAUAUGUUUAAUAGCUUUAUGUGUAUUUGUCCACCAAACUGGCAGGGCACUUUGUGUGACGAGGAUGUGAAUGAGUGUGCGGAGUUUGCUGGAACUGAUCUCGGCUGCCAGAAUGGAGCAACAUGUGUCAACAAACCUGGCACCUACGAAUGCCUAUGUCCUGAAACAUUCUUUGGCCUCCGUUGCACUCUGCGAACUAAUGACUGCUCCAUGGGCAACACAGCUCAGUUGUGCGGUCACGGUGUGUGUAUCAACCAGGGGGGCAAUGGACGAGGUUACACCUGUAUCUGUGACCAGGGAUGGACAACAGAUCUGUCCUUCUCUUGCACUGUUGAUGUAGACGAAUGUCAAGCCAAGCAGUAUCCUUGCUCUCACGAUCCACAUGUUCAGUGUAUCAAUCUCCCAGGCUCCUUCCACUGUGGCUUCUGUCCUCCAGGAUUCUCCGGUAAUGGGUUCCAGUGUGCUGACAUCGAUGAGUGUGCGGUCAACAAUGGAGGUUGCAGUCUGGUACCCAGGGUCUCAUGUAUCAACACGAGGGGGUCACGAGUGUGUGGUCACUGCCCUCCCGGCUACUCAGGGGAUGGAACAAUCUGCAGCCCAGUGGAGGGGGGAGCUUGUGCCAUCAACAACGGUGGCUGUCACCCCUCUGCCCAGUGCUUCCAGAACGCAGGUAUAGUGACAUGCAGGUGUCGAGAUGGUUAUGCAGGCAAUGGCUAUGGUCCACUGGGGUGUUCACCUUCCACCUUGGCUGUCAACCCCUGCCAUAAUUUUCCUUGCAAGAAUGGAGGCACAUGUGUUCCAGCAGGAUCUACAUUCACGUGUGUCUGUCAUCCUCACCUUACUGGAGCUGACUGCAGUGUUGUGGUGUAUGCCAGCUGUGACCCCAACCCCUGCCAGAAUGGUGGAUCCUGUCAGGUAAUAUCAGGAGAGGGAGUACCUCUGAUGAUCCGCUGUACCUGUGCCAGUGGCUUCCAGGGAAUUAAAUGUGAACAACAGUCAAGUGUGUGUGGAGGAACAUUUUUUCAAGACAGUGGGGAGCUGGAGUUUCCUGUGGGUAAUGAUGUCCAGCGCUACCAGAAUGACGCAGUUUGUUCCUGGUUCAUCACAGUAUCUUCUGAUAAAGCAGUUGAACUCUCUUUUAUUCAACUUGUUUUCGAAUCCCCUGAAAAUUGCAAUGAACGUUACUUGAAGAUCAAUGAUCGGUUAACUCUCACAGAAUGGAACUACUGCAAGACCUUGACAACCAGCGAGCUUCCAGUAGUUACCUCAGCCACAAACAUGGUCAAUGUCAAAUUUCACCCCAGCAUCGGGAUAAACAACAAUCAUUUUAAGUUGUCUUGGAGAGCAGUUGUUCCCAGAUGUGGGGGAGAAAUUGAGGCAAAGUCUCAUGGAACCAUCGACUCCCCUCGGUUUCCCCACAAUUAUCCUCCAGAUCAAGAAUGUGAAUGGAGGCUGAUGGCUCCACCAGGGAAGAAGUUACAGCUGCUGUUCAACACCAUAGACCUCGAGCCCUCUUCUGACUGUUCCAAAGAUUACCUUAAGAUCCAUGAAUACGUCCUUGAUGAACCAGGAAAUCUUCUAGCACAGUUCUGCAACUCUAGUACCCCAGAGCCUCUGACAACCCAUGGGUCAGCAGCAUACAUCAUCUUCCAUUCUGAUAGUUCAGGACUUCAGGGGUCUGGCUUUCACAUUGUCUAUACACUUGUCGAUGGAUGUGGAGGUGUGCUGACUGCUCCCACCGGAGACAUUUCUCCCCCAACAGACACUGACGAGAAUUACCUUGAUGAUCAGGAUUGUGAAUGGAGAAUCCAGCUACCAUUGGGAGACAAGAUCAUGAUAACUUUCAACAAGUUUGAACUUGAGGACAGAUCUCCUUGUGAUGAUUUCUUGGAAGUGAGGGAUGGAGGCAGCAACACUUCCCCCAUGGUCGGCCAGUGGUGUGGCUCAAACCUGCCUCCUGACUUCACAUCCUCCUCCAACUUACUUACUGUUGUAUUCCACUCGGAUGCAAUUUUCGGUGGUUCUGGUUUCACACUGCAUUACAAAACUGUGUGUGGAGGGAUAUUUACUGGCCCCGCAGGAGAGAUUCGAUCUCCUAAUUAUCCUCUUCCAUACUCUUCAGAGCGCGAGUGUGUCUACAUCAUUAAUACCCCUCCCAGCACUGCAAUCCAUCUACAAUUCAAGGACUUUGAUAUAGAACAGUUGGGAGAAGAUUGCUAUUAUGAUUAUGUGGAGGUGCGGGAUGGAGACAAUGCCAACUCUACUGUGCUUGGAACGCUGUGUGGAGACCAAAAGCCAGCUGAUAUCUUCUCUACUCACAACUACCUCUACAUCACUUUCUCUUCUGAUGCUUCUUAUCAGUACAGAGGAUUUCUUGCCCAAUACAGCACUAUACCCAUUCCUUGUGGAGGUAUCCUGAAGGAAACGACAGGAGUGAUCUCGUCACCACAGAACGAGGAUGGCUACCUACCAAACACUGUGUGUCAGUGGGUGAUCUCAGCGACACCAGGCUGGAUCAUACGGCUGGACUGGUUAACGUUCCAUCUGGAGUAUAGCAAUGAAUGUGCUAUGGAUGCAGUUACUGUGUAUGAAAAUUACACAGCCACUGGAAACAGCUCUCUCAUUGACAAGUACUGUGGUCUCAAACUGCCACCUGCGAUAACAUCAACCUCCAAUGUGUUGACAGUCAGGUUUCACUCAGAUGAUAGUGUGCACCGGGAAGGUUUCACAGCUCACUAUGUCAUGGUCGACAAGAGGAGAGUUUGUGGGGGCGUAUAUCGCAUGAUUUCCGGGGCAAUCGAGAGUCCAAACUAUCCGGACAACUAUCCAGACAACAAAGAGUGUAUCUGGACAAUCCAAGUUCCACAAGGGAGACAGAUCAGCCUCAAAUUUGAGACUUUUGACCUUGAAGGUUCAGGAGAGUGCAACUAUGAUAGUGUUACCAUCAGGAACGGACUACACGAGUCUUCCCCAUUGGUCGGCAAGUACUGCAGUACCAAACUGCCUCCUGAAGUGACCUCUCUCACCAACGGAUUGUGGAUCCACUUUAGCUCUGAUAGGUCUAAUCAGGCAAAAGGCUUCAGAGCCUCCUGGGAUGCCACUGCUACAGGGUGUGGAGGCACGCUGACAGGGCCAACAGGUUCCAUCAUGUCCCCCAACUACCCGCAGCCAUACAUGCGCUACGCUGAGUGUUUCUUCAGGAUUUCAGUAUCUCAGGGUAGUCGAGUCCGGCUCAUAUUUGUGGAUCUAGACUUGGAGCCACACUCCAGAUGUAGACUUGACUAUGUUGAGGUGUUUGAUGGAGUAGAUGACCACAGCAAGAGUCUAGGCCGUUACUGCACAUCUAGCCCCAGCCAUCUGGUCUCAUCCACCAAUCAUGUGUUUGUCAAGUUUGUCUCAGAUAUCAGCUUCAGUGGCCGAGGAUUCCAUCUCAAGUACUACACAGAGUGCAAUGUAACAACCAGAGAUCGUUACGGAGUGUUGGAGUCUCACAACUAUCCCCAGGAAUACUCUGCCAUGCUCAACUGCAUGUGGGUACUAAUGGCCCCACAGGGUAGCAAGUACAACAUCACCUUUGCUCACUUUGACCUGGAGGACGGAAUCAUACAGCACGAACUUUCAGUGGAUCAUAGGGAUUGUCGCUACGACUAUAUAGAGAUAUCAGAAGGCACUAAGAAUCAAACACCAAGCAAUAUUUUGGGGCGCUUCUGUGGCGAUGAGCUGCCUCCGACCUUACACUCUCAGCUGGAUCAGGUUUACAUCCAUUUCGUUACAGAUCACAUGAUAGAGAGAUCAGGUUUCCAUCUGGAGUGGGCAAUAUCAGGUUGUGGGGGAAUAUACAGGAAUAGACCAGAAGGCAACUUCUCCAGCCCCAACUACCCCAAUGGCUACCCUACGGAGAUGGAAUGUGAAUGGGAUAUUAUCGCCCCCUUAGACAAAAGUGUAGAGAUCACAAUCGAAGAAAUUCAUAUGGAAGAUGUUGGAAGCUGUGAUUUUGACUAUCUUAUUAUCUAUGGAGGAUGGGAUGAGACACACCCUAUUCUAGCCAAGUUCUGUCAUCGCCAGACCAGUCCAAUUGUAAUCACCACUACUGGCAAUCACGCCUUCCUUGUGUUCCGCUCUGACCAUUCCAUUAGCGGCAGAGGCUUCCGGGCUACUUGGAAAUUUGUUGAUUCUAAAUGUGGUGGAGAAUACAUUGCACCGUUUGGACAGAUCCAUUCACACAACUAUCCCCAGAACUACGACCACAAUGAUGACUGUCAGUGGCUGAUCAAAGUGCCCUCAAACCACCUCAUCAAUCUCACCUUUGUAGAUUUCGAUAUAGAGGAGAGUAACAUGCACGGGCUUACAGACUUUGUUAACGUGUAUGAUGGAAAUUCCACUACUGCUCCACUACUGAUGAGCCAUGAUGGCAACUCUCUGCCCAGCCCAGCAACUGUCGUAUCCACUGGCAAUACUAUGCUGAUCAGACACAAGGCAGACGGUUCUGUCAGUGCCAAAGGAUUCCUAGCUCAGUACUCCUUGGCCUGUGGUGCUCGCAUCUCAGCGAAGGGGACGGGAACGUUCCAAAUGGAUGAUAUAGUCAGUGCCUCUUCUCCCUGGGCCUCAGUCUCCAAUAACUGCACUUGGUACAUCAUCGCAGAGGACCCAGCCGAUAAGAUCAUGUUGAGUUUCACAUUCUUGGAUUUGAGUCCAAACACUGAGAACAAUGACACCUCCUGUUCUUAUAACUACGUGGAAGUGCAUGAUGGAGACGAUACCAAUGCCACUGUGAUCAGCCGAGCGUGUGGGACCAAACUGCCAAAACCGCUACAGAGUAGUGGUUCUGCCCUCACUGUUGUAGCUACUAGUCUCUCUAGUGGAGGUGUCUAUCGUCACCUCGGGCGGUUUUCUGCUUUAUACUCUACACUAACAACAGCGUGUGGAGGAGAACUAACUUCAGAAGAGGGAGCCAUAGCCUCGCCCAACUAUCCUGAUGGUUAUCCUCCAAACUUAGGCUGCGAAUGGCUGUUGAAGGCUAGUCCAGGGAAUAAAGUGGUCCUGACUUUUGUCAGUUUCUCUCUGGCUCAGAGUGACUACUGUAAUGCAGACAGUGUGGAGGUGAGGGAGGGCUCCAGUAAUGGUACUCUGCUAGGAGUCUAUUGUGGCUCGAACCUGCCAACCAACAUCUCAGCCUACAACGCCCUCUGGAUACACUUUCGAUCUGAUGCUUUGAACACUGCCCCUGGUUUCCUUGCAGAUUAUAGCUUAGUUCAUGGUAACGAUCUAACUGGAGACUCUGGUCAGAUUGCGUCUCCUCUCUACCCCAGACACUAUGUCCAGACUGGAGACUACAAGUGGACUAUCACCGUGGCUUUGAACCAUGUCAUUCGGAUAUCCUUCCAGGAGUUCUAUAUGGACAGUUACAGUUUUGAUGAGAGUUGCUACAUUUAUCUGGAGAUCUUUGAUGGACUGGAUGUGGAUGGCGGUUCUCCCUCUCUGCUCAAGACUUGUGGUGCUGCACUGCCCGAACCCGUGGUGACCUCAGCUAAUGUUGCUGCCAUCAAGUUCCACAAUGAUCCCUAUCUCCAUGGCUCACACUUCCUGCUCAGGUGGGAAGCUGUCAGUCAUGAGUCUCUCACCACACCUAGCACCACCGAGAUCAUAAACAACACUCUGGGCUGUGGGAAGGAAAUACACAUCAGCUCAGUGGGAACAAACAAUACAUCCGUAGUAUCCAGCCCUGGAUACCCUCAGAACUACGAGUCAGACUUGCAGUGCACCUGGAUACUGGAUACAGACCCAGGGUUCCAUCUUGUGAUCAAGUUCACUGCUAUGGACUUGGAACAGUUUGAUUAUUGUGACCUGGAUUAUGUUACUGUAUACGAGUAUACUGAGUCAGAGGAAGUACCAACUGGAUGGAAAGCUUUGACUCCAAACCUCUGCCUUCCCAAUGCCACUACUUUGAUCAUCAAGGCAGGUCAACGUGCUAAAAUAUAUUUUGAAACUGAUGAAUCCAAUGAGAAAUCUGGCUUCUCUGCCACAGUCAAGCCUGUAUGUGGAGGUAAAUUCACGGACCCCUCAGGUAGUAUAGACAUGAGCUCCUUACAGGUCAAUAUGUUCACUGGCGUAGUUGACUGUGAGUGGGAAAUUGUUGUUCACUCAGGACGAACUAUCCGCUUCACAUUUGAUAAGUUUGACCUUCCCAAACUGGGCAAGGAUACUUGUGUCAACAGUUACAUUAUGUUCCACAACGGAGGGUACAAGGACUCUCCAGCACUUGGAGAGAUGAAGUAUUGUGGCCGGGAGACGCCAAUUCUUCCUGAGUCCUCAUCCAACCGAGUCUACAUAUCGUACCAUGCAAUAGCAGGAGCUCCGGGAGUUAUUUUGAACUACGAAGAAGUGAGCUUUGCAUGCAGAUAUGACAUUCAGUUGCGGAACAAGUCUCACAACUUCACAAUCAGUUCACCCAACUACCCACAACCCCCCAGCACUUCACACAUCAGCUGUGUCUGGAUUGUGACGGCUCCCCCUGGAGAGAGUGUCCACCUUGAUUUUGUUCUUCGGUUUGACAUAAAGCGUUCCUUAGAUUGCUCAGUUGAAUACGUGGAGGUGCGAGAUGGUGGAACGGAGUUGUCACCUUUGAUUGGCCGAUAUUGUAACAAAACUCCAAUCCCUCAAGUAACUCAAGGAAGACGUAUGUACAUCAAGUACUUCACUGAUGCAGAUUCACCUAACAAUGGCUUCAAGGCUGUGGUCAAGAUUGCGACAUGUGGUGGCACAUACUUCGACGAGUUCAAGAUGAGUUUCCUGUCCCCCCAGUACCCCAAAAGGUACCCAGCCAACACUGACUGUCUUUGGAGGAUUGUGGGAUUCAAUGCAGACAUCCAACUGUAUGUCAACGUCUCCGAACUUUACAUGAGUGAUGAUAGCGACUGCAGCAAUGCUCAGGACUAUUUAGAGUUUAUAUCAGUUGACCCUAUCUCUAAGAAUAUGACAGAUUCUCCACCACCCACGAGGCUGUGCGGUCGACACUCUAUACUCAACGGAACCUCGCUUGUUCCCCCCAGUAUUUCCAGUGAGAUGUACAUCCGCUUCCAUUCAGGUCCUCAAGAUGUCUCCAGUAGCCGUGGGCUUUUUGCUUUCGUUAUCGAAUCGAAACGGAGACGUUGCCUAUAUAAGAUGACAGCACCUACUGGAAUGUUCACCAGCCCAAACUAUCCAAACCCAAGACCUCAACAGAACCAAUUGUUCUGCUCUUGGGUCAUCACAGUUCCAGAAGGCCGCAGAGUCUCCGUCAAGUUUCUGGACUAUGAUUUGGAGCCAAACAGAGGGAGAGAUUUCUUAGACUACAAAUUAUCAUUCUUUAGUGCAAAAAAUCUCUACAUAACUUCACUCGCCUCUAACUCAUCCUGGAACAACCUAGUCAUAGAUUCAUUCACAAAUGAGAUGAAUAUUCACUACAUGGAAUCUUCCGUCAGCGGAGCACACCGUGGUUUCAAAGCGGAGUUCUCUUCUGACAAACCAACAAUGUGUGGAGGACAACUAGAAGACCAGGGCUCGUUGAGCUUCUCCUUACUGGGGCAAAAUGCUAAGUAUUACUAUUGUGAGUGGCGCAACUCUCGUGACCCUAUGUUGUCCAACCAGACCACCUUUACUGUCACUGUCAAUGGUACCUUGAACAACAUGACAAACAUUGCCUGCCCAGUCUUCAACGCUAUGUACGACUCUCUCAUCAUCCAAGAUAGUAUUUAUUUGAAGGUGUUGGGAACAGUGUGUGAAAACACAACAACACCGUUUGUGGUGAGGAGCCCCUUCCAAGGAACUAUAAUUAAGGCCAGAAAAAGAGGAGGUUAUGGAAGAGAAAACACUCCUGUAUCUCUGGCCAGUUUUACUUUGACAUAUAAGACAGAUCAGUGUGGAGGCAUUGUCCAUGGACCUCAAGCUAUUAUCACCAGCCCUGGGUAUCCCAACAAGUAUCCACCGAAUUUAGAUUGUGCUUGGGUUGUAGAGUUUCAGCAAGAUACCAAUAUACAUGUGAAAUUUGAGGCUGUGGAUCUUGAUCCUGACUGUAGUAAAGAUUUUCUGCGACUUUACAAUGGAGAAAAUCAAGGAAAUCCACACCUCAUCCCUUCACUGUGUGGUAACACUGUACCUGGAGAACUCAAGACCCAGUCCAACUUCAUGUUCUUGGAAUUCCAUUCUGGUCCUACCAACACGUCACACAAGGGCUUCAGGAUCAUUCUUACUCAGGACUCUACUGGUUGUGGAGGAAUCCUGCAUUCAGCAGAAGGAAUACUACAGAGCCCCAACUAUGGGAAAGGCGACUACCCCAAUAACACAGAGUGUGAGUGGACAGUAAUAUUACCUCCUGGAUAUCAUGCAAGCCUUUCCUUCAUUGAUCGUUUCUUCCUGGAAGUCUCUGAAGACUGUGCAAAUGAUUUUAUUCAGAUAUCAGACUGGCGGAAUGAAAAGUGGGAAAAGGUUGGAAGCAAACUCUGUGGGAGGACCAGUCCUCCCAGCAUUGACACUACUACUAACCGGUUCAAGGUUCUCUUCAAGACAAACCCAUCUGUCACCAGUGAUGGCUUCAAGCUAUCAUGGAGCAAGAAGUGUGGUGGCGUUGUGGAUUUGAGUGUGGUGGAGACUGGUACCAUCAUUUCUCCCAACUACCCAAAACCAUACCAGCCAAAUUUAGUCUGCAACUACACUCUGCUCGCUCCUGGUGAAGUAAUCCAUGGCGUGUUUGAAGACUUUAACAUUGAAGAAGCAUUAGCAGGAGACAACCGCUGCAGGUUCGACAAUGUCUCGCUGACAACAUACAGGCCUGUUUUUAUGGUAAACCCCUUUCGGCCUUCUAUGCGCAACCCAAGAUGGUCACCCAGCAUGCGAGUGCGACCUAUCCAUGGAGUUUACUGUGGAAACCAGCUACCUCAACCAGUCAUCAGUUUCACAAAGAUGGAGAUGGUUUUCAGUACUGAUGAAUAUGUUGCUCCCAAAGGUUUCCUCUUCUCAUAUACUGUUUCCAAAUGUGGAGGUAACAUUACCUCUCCCACAACUAUCUCUGAGCCUAACAGCUCUCACUUCCGCGAAUGUGUCUGGUUUGUAACUGCUCCACCCGAUAAAGUUGUAACAAUCAAGAUGAAAUCAAUGAGAAACAUAUUCAUAACGUGCAACAGUAACAACAUCAAGAUCUACGACGGUCACAAUGUGACCAACGCAUCAAGUUUGAUUGACACAGUGUGUAGAACGAGAGGUCCAGGUGUGAAGACCAGAUUUAGGUCUUCUGGUAAUCUGAUGGCCAUCAAGUUUCAGAGUGAAUCCUUCUCAUUCUUACGCUUCCAGGCUGCCAUCGGUUUUACUUAUGGUGAAAAGCACAACUGUGGUGGUACGAUCCAUUUAGCCAAUGUGAGUCUACCGUACCUGCUACAAGCCCCAGAUGUGGAUGGCGAUGGCCACUAUGAACCUCUGCUCUCCUGUGAUUGGUUGUUCCUGGCUCCUGAUGCUCACCAGAUACGAGCCUCCUUCAAUAAACUGGAUAUCCAGAACUGCUCCAACUGUAACUGUGAUGUUCUAAAGAUAACGGAUGGAGAAGUUGAUACUGAUGACAGUUGGACCACUAUGUUCUGCUCAUCAUCACUCAAUGGAAUCUCUUGGAGGGAGAAAAUCUCUUCUAGAGGCAGUCUUUUGGUCCAUUUCUCUUCUGAUGCAACUGUCGAACUAUCUGGCUUCCAGCUCUCCAUUACUACUUUCCCAUCUCUUUGUGGUCCGAGCACAAGACAUGCUACAAGGCAGUUACAGGUGUUACAGUCACCCGGUAUGGAUGGAACCCUUAUUGACCACAGAGUCCGAUGUGUGUGGAACAUCAUAGUAGGGCCUAUGGGUACGGGAUUGCUGCGGCUGCACUUUACCCAGUUUAACUUGAGUGCACCCUGCCACACCAACUAUUUGGAGAUUACUGAGAAACCAUUGUUUCAGCUUACAUUUGAUCUAUCUCCUCGAAGAUUCUUCCCCUCAUUUGGCACCCAAGUACAUAAGUGGUGUGGAUCACAAAAGGCUAAUUUGACUGUAACCAAUAAGAAUGUGCAACUGGUCUUCGAAGCUACUCGAGCCACGCCACACUUUGGUUUCAAACUGGAAUACAGCAUGAAAGGUUGUAGUGAGAACUAUACAUCGCCUUAUGGACGAAUAAAAGCUAACAAAUUCUAUCAGAAUUUUGAGAAUGACGCCUGUCUCAUCAGAAUCCAAGCUCCAAUCUCUAACACUACCAUCUCUCUCUACUUUGACUCCUUCUUCUGUCCACGAAGUACUUCGGCACCUACCGGAGCAGAAAACAAGAUGAUUGUGUAUGAUGGCAUCAAUGACCAAGCUCAGGAACUAGCGUCGUUCUGUGACGCCUCUUUUCAACCAAAUCCCAUUUUCUCCACUGGCCCGGCACUGUACAUUAAAUUUCUGGUAAUGUUCCGCUCAGGCUAUUUUGACAUGAUCUACACAACUACAGAUAAAGGUCGAGGAUGUGGGGGUCAGUUCCGUGAACCUUAUGGCAAAUUCUCCUCCCCACUCUACCCUUCCCCCUAUAAGGAGGACAAUUCUUGUCGUUGGGACAUCUCUGUACCUCAUGGUAACCAGUUGGUUUUCAAUUUUCUAACGCUAAACUUCGGACAUUCCUUAUGUAAUACCAACUACAUUCAGCUCCUUGACGUAGACCCUACUACUGGACUGGAGUCCCUACAUUCACAGUACUGUGGAUAUGACAGCACAAGUGAAAUUCAGAUGCGAGGAUCCACUGCAGUUGUUCGUUACGUUACUACAACCCACAACAAUGGCACUGGCUGGGUACUAGCAUGGAAAUCUCGCCCUGUCUUGGCUAAUUAGAGUUUAAUAUGUAAAUAUACUGAAAAUAUGUAAAACACUGUAUAGGAUAAUCUUGUGAAUAUAUAUAUAUAUAUAUA